AUGCCAACCACCCGUUCCAGGAAGGCCGCACAGCAGUCGCUGUUCCGGGCGCUGGCGGGGCGGGACUCCACCGCUGCCCUGCAGCUGAUAGAGGCGCAACGGCGGGCGGGUCCGGGCUUCCAUGUCAUCCCAGAGUGGCUCACCAGCCUGCACUUGGCGGCAGCCGCUGGUUGCAGCGAAGUUCUGGGGGCCAUUGUGAAAGCUGGGGUUUCCGUGAACAGCACGCUGCCCUGGCCGGGAGCACAGCCCCAAUGGGUCGUGGCUCUGCGCCACAUGCUGCUCACGCCAGAGCAGAGGGCCGCCCUGCUGCCCGGCAUGUCGGCGCUCGCCGUCGCCGCCAGGCUGGGCCACCUGCCCUGCGUGCGGCGCCUGCUGGAGCUGGGCGCCGACGCCAACCUUGUGGGGCCGCCCCGCGAGGGGCCGGCGGGCGUCCAGCCCUUCACGCCGCUCAGCGCGGCGGUGCUGCGGGCGGGCCCCGGCCAGCAGGCCGCCGCCACGCGCGGCGUGGUGGACCUGCUGCUGCACCACGGCGCCGACCCGCUGGCGCCAGCCGUGCGCCGCCGCUGCUCCACGCUGCGAUGCGCCUGCGGCUCCGAGUUCCUGCCCAACGGCGCCCUGCCGCUGCUGCUGGCCCACUUGGAGCGCCAGCACGCCGCCGGCCGCCUGGCGCUGGGCAGCGGCGAGCAGGCGGCGGAGGUUAUGGUGGGGGCGGCGCGCUGCGCCCGCGAGCAGCUCUUCGCUGUGGCUCACGAGUAUGUUCUGGCCGCCGCCGGGCUGCGGCGGCGGCGGGACGCCAAGCUGGCGGCCGCGGCGGCCGCCCGCAGCGCGGCGCGCCGCCCGGCCUGGCGCUCCGGGCUGGAGGAGGAGCCGCAGCAGCAGGAGGAGGAGGUGGAGGAAGUGCCCAGCACUCCCAUCGCCGCUGCCAGCAGCGACGGCGGCGGCGGCGGCUGGGACGCCGGCUUCGAGCCCGGCCUGGACGCCGGCCCGGCCACGGCGGCGCCCCCUCCCUGGCAGCCCUCCCCGGUGCAGCUGUUUGAGGCGCUGCGCGGCGCGGCGCUGGGCGGCAGCCCCGCCAUCCUGCGUGCCAUCCUCGCCUCCCCGCUGCCCUUCUCCGUUGCCCAGGCCGACGCCGCGGGCAACGGGCUGAUGGCGCAUUCGGCGGCGCACGCGGGCUGCGCCGAGGCGAUACACAUCCUGCACCGGGCGGGGGCCCAGCUGACCCUGCGCCGCCUGCUGUACGUGCUCGAGAAGGGGGUGGCGGCCGGCGCAGUGGCCGCGCUGCUGGCCUGCCAGCGCCCGCCGGUGCCGCCAGACACGGCCACGCUCAAGGCGGCGGGCGUCGUCUCCUUCUCCUGCCCCAUCCACCGCCUGCUGCACAUCUGGAAGCGCCACCAGCCGGGGCAGGACCCGGGGGCGGCGGCAGACGCGGCGCGAGAGCGGAACGUGAUGCUGGUCCUGGAGGAGCUUGUGUCCGCGGGAUACCGUCCCGCAGUAUACAGCGGCCUGCGCCACCCCAUGGUUAUGGCGCACGACGGCGCCCUGACCCCCGUCACCGACCCCUUCGACCCGUUCGAGUACUUCCCGGUGGCGGGGCCUGCAGACAGCAGGCGAGCUGGUGGUGGUGGUGGGUGGUUCCUCCUGGUGGCGAGGCAGGGCGCCUGGGACACCGCCGCCCACGCCAUCUGGCCGGACCGCUUCAAGGCCGCCGUGCGGGGGCUGCUGCUGGCGGCGCGCCAUGGCGACGGCGCCCGCAGCGGCGGCCGGCCGGCGGCCGGCACCAGCAGGGCGGCGAGGGCUGCGCGCUGCGCCGCGCGGGCUGCCGGGGCCCAGGCGCCAGCUGGCGGCGCCAGCCUGGCGGCUCUGCCACAGGAGCUGGUGCUGCAGGUUGCUGCCCAGGCUGCCUGGCCCAUGUCUGCCUGGGUGUGA
Molecule: messenger RNA, 1926 nt
Organism: Chlorella variabilis
Lineage: Eukaryota; Viridiplantae; Chlorophyta; Trebouxiophyceae; Chlorellales; Chlorellaceae
Exons: 5
Coding region: 1-1926 (641 amino acids)
Molecular function (GO): protein binding
Source: RefSeq, a predicted model, not a curated record